UGUCUCUAACCGCAGACCGUUGCUGUAAAUAUACUUACGUUUUCACUGGAGUGUAAAUGCGAGCUGUAAGGAAAACAAACCAAAAAUACAAGCGGAUAUUACGGUGCUUUAAUUUUUCUAGUCACCACUCCUACGACUGCUAGCGUCAUUUUGAUCGCCGUGCUGUCUAUUCGCCAGUCUACCUGUCAUAACAACAAUCACAUCACACCUGAAGAAUCUGCAUUUACAUUAAAAUAGGUGUUUGUGUUGAAGGUGCGAGUAACUGGUUACCCAUAAUCAAAGCCUUCCUUUCGGCGGGGAACGGAAAAUGAGAAUGCCUUGACUGAGGCUGUUGUAAUAUUUCAUAUCUGAUGUUUUGGGUUUGGCGUGUAAUAAUAUUUCGAGCGUGCUUGUGAGAGAGCGGAGGUGGGGGCCCUGCCCCUUUCAACAGGGGGAAUAUAACAGAGAAGUGCCCGAUUGACUGUGACCAGUGGGUUUCUUCUUGCGCCCUGAUAGUAUUACACAACCCGGUGUUUUUAGAGGACGCCUCGUUCUCCUACUGAAGUACAAUCACAGAACAAACCAGACAACAAGGUCAGAGAUUAAGAAGUGGGAUUCGACUGGAAAAGCGGCUUUAACGGGCUAGUAGAAGUGAUCACGCCUUACCCUGUGUGUGUGAAGUACCGAGUCCUCGGGAAUACAUCACACUGAGAGAUACUGUAAUCGCCGUUCACAAAACCCGCAAGUGUCUUUGUUGUGGAGCCUGCGUGUUUGUUUGUUUUUAACCUGUGUGCUGUACAAGCACUGACCCAGUCUGGCCUAGAGAGAAGAGGCAAGCUUUAUUAAAUCUUCCCACGUCGUUGUUCUGUUUGAGAGGCCUGCUGCAGCAGUGAACCGGGUAUCCCACACCUCCUCGGUGAAGCUGAACGGGUCCGAAGAAGAAUAAAGCCUUUCUGGAAGACAUUUUCUGAUGUCGGACUUCCUCUGAAACGAUUUCAGAUAUGAUGCCGAUGAUAUUAACCGUGUACCUAAGCAACAAUGAGCAGGUAUUAACAGAGGUUCCCAUAACGCCAGAAACAUCUUGUCGUGAUGUGGUUGAAUUCUGCAAGGAGCCGGGAGAAACAGGCUGCCAUUUAGCAGAGGUGUGGCGAGGAAAUGAGCGAGCGAUACCUGUCGAUCACAUGAUGUACGAACAUCUGCAGAAAUGGGGCCCUCGGAGGCAAGAAGUGACGUUUUUUCUGCGUCAUGAGGAGUCUCCAGCAGAGAGCAGUGAGCAGGGUGGCCAACAAGCGCAAGAUCAACUGAACAGAAGAAACGGAGUUAACAUGCCUGCAGACAAGCACUGUGAAAACGGGGUUGGGAGUCCUCGUGCUGAGCUCACUCUUUCAGAGCUACAGGAAAUGGCCACAAGACAACAGCAGCAGAUUGAGGCUCAGCAGCAGAUGCUCGUUGCUAAGGAACAACGUCUUCGAUACUUGAAACAGCAGGAGCGGCGGCAGCAGCAGUCCAUUUCAGAGAGCGAGAAGCUGCAGAAGCUGAAAGAAAGAGUAGAAAACCAAGAGGCCAAACUGAAGAAGAUCAGAGCGAUGAGAGGACAAGUGGAUUAUAGCAAAGUCAUGAAUGGCAAUCUCUCAGCAGAAGUGGAGCACAUUCACGCCAUGUUUCAGGAGAAGCAGCUCGAGCUGCAGUCGGCCGUGCUGAAGGUGGACCAGCUGAGCCAGCAGCUGGAGGACCUCAGGAAAGGGAAGCUGAGCGGAUUCCAGUCCUUCAGUGGGCAGGUGACGGGGGCCGCAGCACUGGAGCUGAAGAAACUGUACCAGGAGCUGCAGAUCCGCAACAAGCUGAACCAGGAGCAGAAUAGCAAGCUUCAGCACCAGAAGGAGGUUCUGAACAAGCGCAACAUGGAAGUGUCCAUGAUGGACAAGCGUGUCAACGAGCUGAGGGACCGGCUCUACAAGAAAAAAGCUGAGGCACGUCAAAAAGAAAACAUCCCUUUAAAUCGGAUUAACGGGAUCCCCUCUCCUCAGCCAGUCCCUGCUCAUUCAGGCAGAGUGGCGGCUGUAGGGCCUUAUAUCCAAGUCCCUACUCCUGGCAGACCCGAGGGGAGCUAUCACAUUCCAGGAGACCCGGUCAAGCCACAGUCCCUCACUGUCUCGGGCAGCACUAGCCAUGCCAGAUCAAAGUCAGAGACAGACGGUCGAUGUUUGAAAAAAUCUCCAGGUACCUGGAAGGUUUCUGAUUUAGACAUCAUAGUGGAUCCUGUCUUGUCAACUCCCACUGCAUCUCUGCAGUCUCCAGAGCACAGAUACACCCACUUGGCAUCCUCUUCUGUGUCUGACACACUGUCCUCUAAUGAUGCAAACUGGCCCACCCUUAACAAGCAGGGGUACCCCUCCACGAUGAAAGGAUCACACGUUGACUGGAAGGAGUCCAGUAUGGACACAGCUCUCAAAGCUGGGCAGAGUCAGCCUGUACCCAGCACACAAGCCAGCGAGAAGGGUAUAGAUCCUGGAAAGGUGCCACCAUAUGUGCCUAACGUACCUAAACAGCUGCAACAGAAUUAUGGGACCUACCCCAGUCCUGUCCUAACGGGGGCCGGUUCUACAAGCUCUCUGGAAAGAAGAAAGGACAGCAGUCUGCCAAGACCCGGCUCGAACCCACCCAACUGGCAAAGACCCAGCCCUCCGGUACCGUCUGCGACCGUCUACCAGCCCGGGUCCGGGUCUUUGCCUGGGUCUUCUCAGCAGAUUCAGCACAGAAUCUCUGUGCCACCGAGCCCCUCCUACCAGCCAGGCAGCUCACCCGUGUUCCCACCCGGGGACAACAGACCUGAUCCCCCGCUAGCUGUGGCGGUCAGACCUUUCCUUACAGACAAGGGCUCCCGGCCUCAGUCUCCGAGGAAAGGUCCCCAGACUGUCAAUUCCAGCUCUAUAUACUCCAUGUACCUUCAGCAAGCUACGCCACCAAAGAGCCAUCAGCAGAACAUCUACAGCACCUUAAGCAAAGUACCAGCAGUCAAAGCAGUUUAUGGAAAACCAGUGUUGGCACCCAGUUCGGCCCCCCCAUCGCCAUUGCCUUUCCUUCAAGGGCUGCCCUACCCCUCAUCUCAGCCUCUGUCUCAGGAGGACGGUGCUGACCAGGAGAUUGAGCUGGAGAACCUGCCCCCUCCUCCCCCCAGAGAGGGGAACCCCAGCGUGGACAACAUCCACCGGCCGCUCAGCCCCACCAAGCUCACCCCCAUCGUGCACUCCCCCCUGCGCUACCAGAGCGAUGCCGACCUGGAGUUCCUGCGCAAGAAGCUGGCCAAUGCCCCGCGGCCCCUGAAGAAGCGCAGCUCCAUCACGGAGCCCGAGGGACCCAGCGGGCCCAACAUCCAGAAGCUGCUCUACCAGCGCUUCAACACACUGGCGGGGGGCAUGGAGAGCACCGGCACCCCCUUCUACCAGCCCACCAACCCGUCCGACUAUAUGGGAGGGGUGCUAGCUGACGUGGACAAUGGGAACCUGCCAGAGUCGACCGCCGUCACCCUGCCGCCCCCCAGCCAGCUCCCUUCCCCCUCCCCAGAGCUACAGCUCCCCUCCUCAGAUGCCAACGACAACGAGCUGCCUUCACCUCCCACGGAAGAGCUGACCACCGACGAGGCCAACCAGCCCGCCGGUACCACCGAGGAUAGUAACAACAACCCCGCCACAGUCCCCGAGCAGCUGCCCAGCCCUAUCCCGGAGGUCAGCUCUCCGGAGGAGGCUGAUGUCGUUCCUCUUCCCCCUGGACCCCUGCCACAGCCCCCUGUAAAGCGCACCAAUUUAAAGAGGCCCAAUUCUGAGCGCACUGGCCACGGACUGAGGGUGAAGUUCAAUCCCCUGGCUCUUCUCCUUGAUGCUUCCUUGGAAGGGGAAUUCGACUUGGUGCAAAGAAUUAUCUAUGAGGUUGAAAACCCCAGCACCCCCAAUGAUGAAGGUAUAACUCCACUACACAAUGCAGUGUGUGCGGGUCAUCAUCACAUUGUGAAAUUCCUGCUAGAUUUUGGAGUAAAUGUCAAUGCUGCUGACAGCGAUGGAUGGACGCCAUUGCACUGUGCUGCUUCUUGUAACAGUGUUCAUCUCUGCAAACUGCUGGUGGAGUCUGGAGCAGCCAUUUUUGCUUCGACUAUUAGUGAUGUGGAAACGGCUGCAGACAAGUGUGAGGAGAUGGAGGAGGGCUACAUCCAGUGCUCUCAGUUCCUCUAUGGAGUACAGGAAAAGCUGGGCGUGAUGAACAAAGGCACAGUGUACGCGCUGUGGCAAUACGAAGCCCAGAACAAUGACGAGCUCUCUUUCCGGGAAGGAGAUGCCAUCACCAUUCUGAGGCGCAAAGAUGACAGUGAGACCGAGUGGUGGUGGGGGCGCCUCAGUGACAAGGAAGGCUAUGUCCCUCGCAAUCUGUUAGGGCUGUACCCAAGAAUAAAGCAGAGACAGCGUUCCCUGGCAUAAAAUCCAAGUAGUGUCAUAAAUGACUGUAAUUGUCAUUGAAAUAACUGGAAUUGUAAAGAGUACACACUGGAGACAUUCUCUUCAAGAAACAGCUCGCCAGGAAACAAAAUAGCUGCUGUUCUCCUGACCAUGGGCAGUGUUUUAAAACAAAUCACUAUGAAUCACACAGAACUUCAGUACAGAUUUUGUUUUAAAUGCUAAAGUUUCUGGCAAGUGUAUGUAGCUCGCUCUCACGCUCUCUCUCUCUCUCUAUAAAAAUAAAUAAAUAAACUUAAUUUCUGUUCAGUUGAAGCAGUGCUUCAGCAUUGGGCAUGCCAAAUGUUGAAGAGCUGUUUGUUCUGCUGCAUUAAAUGUCUGCCUGGUUUCAGUGCUGUUUUACUGCAACCCCAAAAUGACAGAAUUCUGCUUUUAAAUACUGCCCAGAUUCUCUCAAAGGAACACAGAGACUGCCCUGAUUGGGGUCAAGGAAACAAGACUGUGCAGGUGAAGUUGAGGGCUUUUGUGACUUAGGAAAGAGGGGUAAGGUAGUCUUAACACAGUUUCAGUGUAAAGCAAAGCAAGCACGUUAAACACAGCUCAUUAUUCUCAAAAUGUAAUGUUCUGAAGCCAAGUACUUUGGAGGAUCGACUUGCUAAUGCAAGAUGGAGUCUUUCUUAUCUCUGGGUAAGCUACAGCAAAGGCAGGAAAGAAUGAAUCUAUGCAUGUUUGAUUGGGUGACCUUGAGGAUGGUAGAAAGUUGGUGAGUGAUUGGAAUUUGUAUUAAAGCUAGAUUUAAAAAAAAAAAAAAAAUAUAUAUAUAUAUUAUAUAUAUAUAUAUAUAUAUAUAUAUAUAUAUAUAUAUAUAUAUAUAUAUAUAAAAAGAAUAUGAAGAGGAAUAAUUUUCUUCGCUAGACAUGAAGUUUGGGUGCUGUUUAUUUAUUGGGAGGACUGGGUCCUCUGAAGAGAAGGUGGUGUCAGAGGGAAGAAUGAGAAUGUAGAAUGGUUUCUACAGAGGUCAGUCCCUGUGUUCCCUAGUAAUAUCAGUGUCAGGAGAUUGAUACAAUAACUAUUUAACAGGUUUGUGCAAGAGAAUAGAGCACUUCAAUACAUAGCAAAUUAUUCAUGCUUUUAUAUAAGACUGUUUCAUGGAUAUUUUCCAUAUGAGCUAUACAAAUGCAUUUUACAGAUUUAUGUGUUAUGUAACAGCCUCUGACUUGCUUUUUCAUGUUUUAAAGUCUUGUGUAAUUUUUACCCAUUCAGAGCAGUGCUGUAAACAGCUUAGCCACUGUGGAGUAUAAAUGUAAAUAUUGUGACGAGUAUCAGAAGUGAAGAGGUGUUUGACAGUGGAUCUGCUAUAUGAAUAUGUAACUGAACUGCAGUUUCUGUAGUAUAGUAUACAGAUACACUACUUAAGCAACAUGUAAUGUAAACGUGCACAAUAAAGCAAUGCCGUGGCAUGAA
Molecule: messenger RNA, 5888 nt
Organism: Polyodon spathula (Mississippi paddlefish)
Lineage: Eukaryota; Metazoa; Chordata; Actinopteri; Acipenseriformes; Polyodontidae
Product: apoptosis-stimulating of p53 protein 1-like
Exons: 18
Coding region: 981-4448 (1155 amino acids)
Biological process (GO): regulation of apoptotic process
Cellular component (GO): nucleus
Molecular function (GO): p53 binding
Source: RefSeq, a predicted model, not a curated record